Molecule: messenger RNA, 919 nt
Organism: Sinocyclocheilus grahami
Lineage: Eukaryota; Metazoa; Chordata; Actinopteri; Cypriniformes; Cyprinidae
Product: receptor expression-enhancing protein 5-like
Exons: 4
Coding region: 1-444 (147 amino acids)
Source: RefSeq, a predicted model, not a curated record
AUGUCAGACUUUACAGGGUUAAAAUUAAAUCUGAAAUGGCAGACAGCGUGUAGAGAGAGCGUCAUAUCAGUCUCAUGUGUUUGCAGAAUCAAAGCCAUCGAGAGCGCGACCAAAGAGGACGACACCAAAUGGCUGACCUACUGGGUGGUUUACGGCGUGUUCAGCGUCGCCGAGUUCUUCGCUGACAUUUUCCUCUCCUGGUUCCCCUUCUACUUCCUGGGAAAGUGUGCUUUCUUGGUUUGGUGCAUGGCUCCCACUCCAUCGAACGGCUCCAUUCUGCUCUACACAAGGAUCAUCCGGCCCUUCUUCUUAAAGAAUGAAGCCAAGAUCGACAAUGUGAUGAAAGACAUCACGGAUAAAGCAUCAGAGACGGCAGACAAGUUUAGAGAUGAAGCCAAGAAAGCCACUGCCAACAUUAUAUUUGAGGAGAAAAAGACCUACUAAAACCCACAGCCGUUUCAACUGCGUCCUGUCCUUCCUCCAGGAUGACUCUCGCCUGAAUAAAUGUUGCCUUGCUAUGCUUAUUUUUCAAACAACCGGAAGUGGGCCGGUUAUUGUUAUUCCCUUUGCCUGUCUUUGAACCUGUGGCAGCUGUGUUAGAUUACAUCAGACAGCCAAGUUACCCUAGUUGUGUUUAAGCGUGCAAGACAUGGAUCAUGUUACAAGAUAUCCAGUGACGCUCACCCUGCAGUGCUUCAGUCUUAGUAAACUUCCUUAUCUUUCCUAUAGACAGCAUAAACCUUGGCUUGGUCAUAAAAUAGUUUAUCUUGCAUCUUGAGGUCAUUUAACAUAUGCAUUCUAAGAUCUAUUUAUGUGUGAUAAGAUUUGUUUGUAGAAAUGUCUCUUCUGAUAACAUCAGUGAAACUGUAAGCAUACGAAUCAUGAAUUUGACGUCAACUAUUAAACGAUUGAAGACACA